Molecule: messenger RNA, 1431 nt
Organism: Haemonchus placei
Lineage: Eukaryota; Metazoa; Nematoda; Chromadorea; Rhabditida; Trichostrongylidae
Source: the annotation of a GenBank genome assembly
AUGUUCUUCUCACUUACAGAUAUCUACGGUGUCACUGUGAUGAAAGUUGCUGCUAUGGAAAACUGGGGACUUAUAACAGUUCGACAAAAACUACUGCUCAAUAACAGCACCAUCUCCACCUUGACUGAAACGCGGGUAACACAAAUCGUACUUGCACACGAAAUUGCUCAUCAGUGGUUCGGCAACUUGGUGACGAUGAAAUGGUGGGACGAUUUGUGGUUGAAUGAAGGUUUUGCAUCCAUGAUCGGACUCAAAGCCAAUGACAUCAUCGACAAAACACCGCUAAGUGGAGCCACGUUUAUAAUCUUAAUGGUUGAGCGCAUCGUUGGUGAAGAAGUUUUCCGUGAUGGUCUGCGUCUAUUCCUUAACAAGUUCAUGUACAAAAAUGUCGAUCACACGGACUUGCUGGCGGUGUUCGCGAGGGUUCACGGCGCUUCGAGUAGUAACGAGUAUUUGACCGGGCAGAACUUCACAUUGACAGAGGUGAUCGAGACGUGGAUAUACCAACAAGGAUUUCCUGUUUUGCAUGUGAAGAAACGAAGUGAUGGCAGAGUUGAAGUCACGCAGGAGAUUUACAGGCAUACUCCUGGUCAUAAACGAAGUGGUGCACAGUGGAAAGUUCCGCUUUUCCUGCGAGAUCCACGCACUCUGAAGCCGACGGUACAGUGGUUGGUGGAGAACGACAAGGCAAUUAUUGACCUCGGCACGGACGUCGUUUUGGAUCGAGAUGGGCGCAGCUUUAUCCGAGUUAGGUACGAUACUGGCUUAUACCUCGAAAUCACGGCACGGCUUCAUGCAGACGCCAACUGUAUUCCAGUUUCAGUGAGGACUCGCCUAAUGGACGAUUCAUUCACGUUGGCCGAAGUCGGGAAUCUUUCGUACCUGCAUGCACUGAACAUUUCGGUUUAUCUCAGGAAAGAGCGAGCAUACCCGCCUAUCAAGAUGUUGCACGCUCAUCUGGACUUCCUAGUGUCGCGUCUUACAGGUCACCCACAGUUCCGUAUAUUUCAGGACUUCAUCGUAACUAUCCUGGAGCCCUUAUUUGAAUAUUUCCGUCAAAAUCCUGUUCCGGACGAAGAGCUAAAGCUGCAUGAAGAGCUACUCAGUGACCUACGAGCCACAGUAUUCUCUCGGGUCUGUUUGAAUGGUUAUUCCAUCUGUGCCUCAUAUGCGCGAGCUCUUGUGAUGAAGUUAAUGGUGUCAUGUACCAACACAAUACUGAGCAAUCGAACAUGCAAUGUGAUUCCGCCGUACCUCCGUCAACCAGUCUACGCAACAGCUGUGAUGUACGGAGACGAAGAUAUUUUCGAAUUUCUGCAUUCGAAAUGGAACAUGGAGGUCUAUCAAACAGAGCGGGAGCGAAUAUGGAUAGCUCUAGGUGCCAGCAAGAAGAAGGAGCAUAUUCAUAGGUUCGAAAAGUUCGAGUGCUAA